AUGAUUCUGAUGACUGUCCACACCCGCGGUCCUGCUGACAUCCCCUGGUACAACCAUCACGCGGCAGAAAGACCGUUACUGUCCGGCGACAAACUCCCCGCGCUCAGCCUGCCGACAGCCACCCAGGGCCUCUCCCGACCCGCCUAUCACGAUCCAUCCGUGACCAAUUCCACUCGCACAAGCCUGUCUGGUGUCUCCGUCCCGAACGAGCCCAGGAGCCCGCCUGCGGACCUAUCUGGGACCCAGGGCCGGCUGUCCUUAGACUCUGAAUACAGCAUCCCUCCCUCGGUCAACGACGGGUACUAUCCUAGUCCGACCUCUCUCGGCAGCAUGAACCAAGCCCCCUACAUGGACGUCCACGCUUCACACAUGUCUUCUGCUCAGUCCUACGCUCCUCAGGGCGCUACCGCCGGCGCCAUGUCCCAUUACUCGUACCACCCACAGCCUCCAGUGAUGCAGCCCGCCUCCUCUUAUCCCCCGGCAGGUUAUCCCCAGUAUGGAUACAAUGGCGUGACUUCCCCGCCCACUCACCCGCCCAGCACCAUGGGCGGUCAGAUGCCCGCGCAAUUGCUUCCUCUGCCUGGUAAGCUUCACAGCCAAAGCGUGGAUGACUAUUCUGAUCGUUAUCAAGUGAACAAUCACGGCGUGGCUCCUGCAGGCGGAUACGGCAACACCACCGGUGCGCCUCUCCAAGGCUAUGUGUUCGAUCCAACAGGCCAGGUGGCACCUCCAGGUGCGAAGCCCCGAGUGACGGCCACCCUGUGGGAAGACGAGGGUAGUCUCUGUUACCAGGUAGAGGCCAAGGGAGUCUGUGUGGCAAGACGCGAGGAUAACCACAUGAUCAACGGCACCAAGCUCUUGAACGUCGCUGGCAUGACCCGUGGGCGACGUGAUGGCAUCCUGAAGAGUGAAAAGCUUCGCCACGUUGUCAAGAUUGGCCCAAUGCACCUUAAGGGUGUCUGGAUUCCUUUCGAACGCGCUAUGGAGUUCGCGAACAAGGAGAAGAUCACUGAUCUUCUUUACCCGCUCUUUGUGCACAACAUUGGUGGUCUUCUCUACCACCCGGCCAAUCAGACCCGCACGAACACCGUCGUGGCAGAGUCGAUGAACCGACGUCUGGAGGGCCCUCCCCCUGGCCCCCAACGCACCCCAUCAGGACCCCAGCAACCCCCAGGCCUGCACCACCACCACUCUCUCCAGACCCCAAUGUCCUCGCACAUGUCUCAAGGCCCAAUGAGCGGUCCCCCAGGUUCUCGCCCGGGACUUGAGCGUGCUAACACAUUCCCCACCCCACCUGCCAGCGCAUCCAGCAUAAUGGGUGUGCCCAAUCAAGGCAGCUCAUACGAAUGGGGAGGCCAAGUGCCCCAAACGCAGCCGUUGUCCAUUGACACCACGUUGAGCAAUCAACGGUCGAUGCCCACCACGCCAGCGACAACCCCACCGGGCAGCAAUAUGCAAGGUCUCCCCUCCUACCAAGCCCAAGGCUACGACAGCAGCAAGCCCUACUACUCCGCCGCCCCGCAAUCCCACCCUCAAUACGCCCCCCACACUCCCCUGACCCAAUCCGGGAUGUCCAGCUACGGCCACCCCCUGCCAGCGGGGUACAUGAAGAGUGAAAUGGCGCCGCCCAACCCACGCACCGGCGCCUCGGAGCCCGAAUCUACAGAGCGCCCUCAAGACCGCUACUCCAACGAGGAGCAAGACCAGGAGUACAUCCAAGAACCGGGCUACAACUCCAACCGCAACUCCUACACGUACAGCACCAACCCGUCGGUCUCGAACCUGACCGAGCACGCCCAGCUCACUCCAGAGAUGACCAGCUCCCCCUCUCAACAGAAUGGCUCUGGUCGCAUGACCCCGCGCACCUCCGGUCCCGCCCCGCACUGGGCCUCCGGCUAUAACACCCCUCCUCGUCCAGGCGCCGCGUCAACCCUCUAUAACGCCGUGAGCGACACCCGCGGCACCCCCGCCAACGGCUCCUCAGACCCCUAUAUGGCAUCCACUGCGACGCCCGUAUACCCGGCCGCCAACUCCCUCAGCGCUGGCAGCAAGCGCAUGCGCGAGGAUGAGGAACCUAUCCGUCCCGAGGCUGCAAGCGAGUACGAGACCUCCAAGCGUCGAAAGACCAUCACAGACGCCACGCUCGGCGGGCCAGUCGGUGGACCACCCAUCCUGCAGCCCAUGAAGCCCAGCAGCAUGAUGGCCCGACAUCGAUGA
Molecule: messenger RNA, 2217 nt
Organism: Penicillium olsonii
Lineage: Eukaryota; Fungi; Ascomycota; Eurotiomycetes; Eurotiales; Aspergillaceae
Source: the annotation of a GenBank genome assembly